Messenger RNA from Staurois parvus, 301 nucleotides. Lineage: Eukaryota; Metazoa; Chordata; Amphibia; Anura; Ranidae. The record is from the annotation of a GenBank genome assembly.
CAUGCCGGGGAUGGACACAUAGGAUAACAUGCCGGGGAUGGACACAUAGGAUAACAUGCCGGGGAUGGACACACAUAGGAUAACAUGCUGGGGAUGGACACGUAGGAUAACAUGCCGGGGAUGGACACAUAGGAUAACACGCCGGGGAUGGACACAUAGGAUAACAUGCCGGGGAUGGACACAUAGGAUAACACGCCGGGGAUGGACACAUAGGAUAACACGCCGGGGAUGGACACAUAGGAUAACACGCCGGGGAUGGACACAUAGGAUAACAUGCCGGGGAUGGACACAUAGGAUAACA